AUGCGGCCAUCAGUUAUUACAUUGUUGAAAUUCGGCAAAUCACUACUAAAACAAGUAUAUGAUCGCGGUGACAGUGACAAACUCCUUCAUCCUUCUGUUGCGUUAUUGAAACCACACCCUGAUGCUUAUCACAAUAGUAGACGUUUAGAUUCUAUUACGUCCAAAUCAAUAGAAAUCAGUAACAACUAUAGUUUUAACUCAUUAAAAACUGCAAUGGGAAUUGUGGCAGAGGAGGACCGUUUAAACUAA
Messenger RNA from Entrophospora sp. SA101, 249 nucleotides. NCBI's taxonomy places the organism in Eukaryota, Fungi, Glomeromycota, Glomeromycetes, Entrophosporales, Entrophosporaceae. The record is from the annotation of a GenBank genome assembly.